Planococcus citri (citrus mealybug) is the source of this 2060-nucleotide messenger RNA. RefSeq names its product alkylglycerol monooxygenase-like. Gene Ontology annotation, cellular component: endoplasmic reticulum. Bases 552 to 1901 code for a protein of 449 amino acids. The record is from RefSeq and is a predicted model, not a curated record. Gene Ontology annotation, molecular function: glyceryl-ether monooxygenase activity; iron ion binding. Gene Ontology annotation, biological process: lipid biosynthetic process. The transcript is spliced from 12 exons. NCBI's taxonomy places the organism in Eukaryota, Metazoa, Arthropoda, Insecta, Hemiptera, Pseudococcidae.
UAAAUGUCAUCAAUAUCCAAAUCUUGAACAAACUGUACUCGACGGUAAACGUUUGGAUUUUUUUCUCGUCGCGGUGUAUUUUUCCCCAUCUAAAUCGGUGACAGUUUUUCAAAUUUGUAUGUACUGUUCCCAUGUAUUCGUUACGUUGCGAAACGGCAAAAAGUACUUCGCAUCCGGUAUCGCAUUUUCGUACAGUUAACCGAGCCAUCUUACCAUUAUCCAAGUUGACAUUCAUCGAAAACAGACGGACGACUAGUAUAACUAAGUCCAGUUCAAAAAGACACAUCCGGUACGGCGUCAGCGUGGACAGUUUCAGUUCUCGUAAAUUAAUGUCGAAGAAAAUUGCAUUUCAUGUUGAGCGUUUUUCAAAACACGAGAAUGCGUCUUUUGUAUACGAGUAAAAUUCAUCAAGUUGUUUCGUUUUCGGCGCGGCGCUCUGCAAACGAUGUUUUAAUGAGUUGAUUUUUUCCGAAGGAGAUUGAUGAUCGGUACUUUUGAUAAAGGUUUUUAAAGCCAGGGGCCCGUUUUAAUUUAGUGAAAAAGUGACACCAAUGGAUGUGACAUAUUGGAUAAAAGCUUUACUACGUAUGUUCUAUAUUGUGACACCUUCCGAAUAUAAGACUGAAAAUGGCAGUUCCGUAUUUAAAGAGGCUUUACCCUUUUUUGCGUUAUUUAUGGUAUUGGAAAACGUUAUCUUGUAUACGAAGAAAGGAUCGUUUUUACGAUUAAACGAUAGUAUUAAUUCUUUAUCUCAUGGGAUCUUCUACGAAUGCGGAAGAUUAUUAUCAAGAGGACUGGAAAAUUGGUUGUAUUGCUACAUUUAUUACAAUUUCAAAUUGGUCGAAUUGCAAUGGGACACAGCAGCAACUUGGUACUGUGUGGCUGUGAUGGUAGAUUUUUGCUAUUACUGGGUUCAUCGAGCUAGUCACGAAAUUCAUAUAUUAUGGGCUCAACAUCAAGUCCAUCAUAGCUCGGAAGAUUUCAAUUUAGGCGUCGGUCUGAGACAGUCGAUUUUUCACGCCUGGUGUGGUUUUGUGCUCUAUCUACCUAUGGCUUUCUUCGUACCACCGAAACAGUUCAUUAUGCAUCAGCAGUUUAAUUUGUUAUAUCAGUUUUGGAUACAUACGGAAAUUGUAUCGAAUCUGGGAGUUUUGGAGCACGUGUUAAAUACUCCCAAUCAUCAUCGAGUGCAUCAUGGCAGUAACCCGAUAUAUUUAGAUAAGAAUUACGGAGGUGUUUUGAUAAUUUGGGAUAAAUUAUUCGGUACAUUUAUGCCAUAUGUGAGCGAGAUAACGUACGGAUUAGUCUAUCAACCUCGUACAUUUAAUCCGCUUUAUCAACAAUUCUUUUACACCGGCAACGUUUACCAAAAAUUCGAUAGUUUUCAAGAUUGGCCAAAUAAAUUACAAUCUAUGAUUAAAGGACCAAGUUGGACGCCUGGAAGUGAAUGGACAGGAGACGAGAAAAAUAAAAUGGAUAAUACACAAAGAUCGAAGCAUAAUCCUCAAUUGAGAACUUGGCUCAAGAUUUAUCUAUGUUUGCAUUUCAUAUUAACGGUGAAGCUGUUCGAUGACAGCGUAGCGCAAUCUAAUCUUGUUCAUCCAAUCGAAACAUUUUUACUGGUGUGUUAUAUUUUAUUUUCGCUUACUGUGAUUGGUAUGUUUUUCGAUGAUAAUCCAUCGGCGAUUUCUUGGGAAAUUCUGAGAUGUUUAACGAUCUACGUUUACAUCCGGUACUCGGGCAAUGAUAUAUAUUUUUUCAACUUCGAUACGGAAAUUGUUUACAUAUUAUCGGCUUGUUUUUGGAUUGUUUACGUGUUUAAUAAGUCUAGUGGUAAUUCGUGUUAUCAAUAUGACACGAUUGGUAAAAAGUAUUUAUCGGCACGCUCACUGGUGAAGUAAUAUGCCUACUAGUGAGAUACCCCGAAGCUCUGAAGGUAUUCGUAUUCGUGAUGUAAAUACCAUAGUACCUCGCAUACUAGGUAUAGAAAAUAUUUUCAUGUUUAUUUUUUUAAAAAUCAAAAAAUAUUUACUUUUAAUAAAACGUUCGCAAGUGAUGAA